Trifolium pratense (red clover) is the source of this 433-nucleotide messenger RNA. Its product is annotated as protein RALF-like 20. Bases 41 to 346 code for a protein of 101 amino acids. Lineage: Eukaryota; Viridiplantae; Streptophyta; Magnoliopsida; Fabales; Fabaceae. The transcript has a single exon. The record is from RefSeq and is a predicted model, not a curated record.
CUAAAUAUCACCAACUUCAUAUAUAUUAUCAUUUUUAACAAUGGCAAAGACAAUGUUGGUUGUGUUUCUUAGUGCUCUUUUAAUUUGUACAUUUUUUACUCAAGAUGUUGAGGCUAAAAAAUUUAUCGGUUAUGGAGCAAUUGGACGUGACAUUAGUCCUGGAUGCAGCCCAAAACAUCCUGAACUUUGCAAAUUCCAUCCAGCUAAUCCAUAUCGCAGAGGUUGUGAGGCAGAAAUGAGGUGUCGCGGAGGUCCAUCGGCCGAAAAGGAGGAAGAAGAAGUAGAAGAAGAUUCAGAUCAUUCUCAUAUUCCAAUUCCAGACUUACCAAGAAAAAUGCUUCCUUGAUACAAGUUGUUGCUAAGAUUCAUUUUCCUCUAAAAUAAAACGUUCACCUAUGUGUACGUCUAAUGUAAUCUUUGCCAUUCAUCAAUA